Aureobasidium melanogenum CBS 110374 is the source of this 1578-nucleotide messenger RNA. Its product is annotated as tubulin nucleotide-binding domain-like protein. Lineage: Eukaryota; Fungi; Ascomycota; Dothideomycetes; Dothideales; Saccotheciaceae. Gene Ontology annotation, cellular component: cytoplasm. Gene Ontology annotation, biological process: mitochondrion distribution. Bases 1 to 1578 code for a protein of 525 amino acids. The record is from RefSeq and is a predicted model, not a curated record. The transcript is spliced from 5 exons.
AUGCAUGAAGUGAUCACCUUGCAGUUUGGCCAACAGGCCAAUUACGUUGGUACGCAUUUUUGGAAUGCGCAGGAAACAUAUUUCACGUAUGGCGAUGAAGAAGAAUCUCCGGUGGAUCAUGACAUCCAUUUUCGACCUGGACACUCGGAAGAUGGCACAGAGACGUUCACUCCUCGCGCACUAAUAUAUGAUCUGAAAGGUGCAUUCGGUACUUUGAGGAGAGAUAAUGCACUCUAUGGUGCAGUAGAUGAUCCCACAGCGAUCGCACAGCAGAUGUGGGCGGGAAACACAGAUGUGAUUCAAACAGAUCAAAUCCAACAAAGUGCAUAUCAACAGCAUCUGGACCAAGGACUGGAGCCACCUACUCUAUCGCCAGAGACUGUUCGUUACUGGUCCGACUACAAUAGAGUGUUCUAUCAUCCCAAGUCAAUCGUUCAGUUGCAAGAGUAUGAGCUGAACUCGGCUCUCAUGCCUUUCGAGAAGUGGGCUACUGGAGAAGAUUUGUUUGACAGUCUUGACAAAGAACAUGACCUUCUGGACAGGGAUUUGCGACCUUUCCUGGAAGAAUGUGAUCAACUGCAAGCAAUUCAAAUGGUCACCUCUGCUGACGAUGCUUGGGGUGGCUUCACGAGCAAGUAUCUGGAGAGAAUGAGAGACGAACUGGGCAAGACAAGUGCUUGGGUAUGGGGACUCGAGGAGGGUGGACGCAAGGCAAGAGCCAAGCAGAUCUUACAGGUUGCCAAUGUCGCACAGUCAAUUCAUCAGAUCUCGAGCCAGGCUAGCAUGUACAUCCCGCUCACCACGUUGCCAGACGUGCUACCGCCAUACGUCAAUCUGAAUGCAGCAUCUAAGUGGCAUACCUCCGCACUGCAGCUUCUGGCUUUGGAAAGCAUGACUUUACCAACUAGACUGCGCUCAGGCCAGCAAGGACGUACGUCGUUUGCUGACAUUGAGACACUGUUAAGCAACGAUGGCAACCGCAGGAUUGCUCAACUCAACAUGAGCAUCAAAGACCCAGCCGAGCUCGAGGGCGAACGAAACGGCCAUGCAUCACAACACGACAGCAGAAUAAAUGGGUACACUAACGGAUACCAUGACCAUGAUGAUUCAGAGAGCAAGGAUCUCGACAUAGACAUGCAGCCAAAGACUGCCAAUCUGACUGGCGAACGAGGACACCACAACCGCCGAAUUCACGUAUUCAGCCAAUUGCAGAGUUUGCGCGGUAAAUGGAAGUCAAGUCUCGAAAUCGAAGAUACAAACCUCGCUUCUCGCGAUCGCUUCGGCCAUGGUCCCAGGAUUGAAAGAUGGAUCCACAGUCAGCAAUCUGCAUUGCUCUUCCCAGUGAUCGACAGCUUCCCUCAAGUAUUUGUAUCUCACAAUGUCGUCAAGAAGCUCGCUGUACACGCGACACUAUCGACGACUACAUCAGUCGCGCAAAGAAUCCGUGCAGUAGAAAGAAUUUCUCGCUCAAUAAUUGGGAUUGACGAGCGCGAGGCACUUUGCGAUGGACUUGUUGGGAUCUGCGAAGAAUAUGAAGAUGGAUGGGACAGCGACAGCGACAGCGAUGAUGAUGCUUAG